UGUGCUCCGUGUGCUACAACUGCUUGUUUUUGCUUUGCUUUUAUUGCACUUUGAGUUAAUAAAUAUGGAAAAUGGAGGGGUCAAAAGAGGCAUUGUGAUAAAAGAUGAGUGGCCAGGAUACAGUCUGGACCUCUUCACCUACCCGGAGCACUACCAUGAAGAUAUCGAAAAUGUCUAUAUACCACACGGUGUCAUCAUGAACAGAAUUGAGCGUCUGGCCCACUACAUCAUGGAGGACUUCUGGGACAAUAACAUCAUGGUGCUGUGUGUGCUGAAGGGAGGGUACAAGUUCUGUGCAGACCUGGUUGAGUUCAUCAAGAUCCUGGGACGCAACUCCAAUAAGUACCUGGAGACACGCGUGGAGUUCAUACGCUACAAGAGCUACAUGAAUGACCAAUCAACAGAAGACCUGCACAUUAUUGGGAACACAGACCUGUCCUUUUUACGUGGAAAGUGUGUACUGGUUGUCGAGGCCAUGGUGGACACAGGGAAGACCAUGCAGGCCCUUCUCAAGCAUGUGCAGACCUUUGAACCCAAAAUGGUCAAAGUUGCCGGUCUUCUGGUGAAAAGAGUUCCUAACAUGGCUGAAAGUCUGACUGACUAUGUGGGCUUUGAAAUCCCUAACCACUUUGUCGUUGGAUAUGCGCUGGACUACAAUGAGUACUUCCGAGACCUGAAUCAUAUCUGUGUGAUCAGCAAGAGUGGGAAGAUGAAGUACAAGGUUUGAAGGAGAAUGAGAACCAUACGUUAGCUUGGUGAACGCACAAAUUUGCUACAGA
Messenger RNA from Periophthalmus magnuspinnatus, 779 nucleotides. RefSeq names its product phosphoribosyl transferase domain containing 1a (gene prtfdc1a). Bases 65 to 727 code for a protein of 220 amino acids. Gene Ontology annotation, biological process: guanine salvage; IMP salvage; hypoxanthine metabolic process. NCBI's taxonomy places the organism in Eukaryota, Metazoa, Chordata, Actinopteri, Gobiiformes, Gobiidae. Gene Ontology annotation, molecular function: hypoxanthine phosphoribosyltransferase activity; magnesium ion binding. The transcript has 9 exons. The record is from RefSeq and is a predicted model, not a curated record.